AUGGAAAGGUAUGACAGGCAACUGAGACUUUGGGGGCCACUGGGCCAAGAUAAUUUGAAUCGGUCCCGUGUAUGCGUGAUUGGACCUGCUACACCUUUACUUCAGGAAGUUUUUAAGAAUCUAGUGCUUGCUGGAGUAUCCUCUCUUACAUGGCUCAAAGAAAAGUGUGCGGCUCAAUCAAGUUCUUUGUUUUUGGCAGACUUCAAAAAAGAUCUUGAGCCAAUGGCUUCUAAUCAGCUAGAAUAUGAGGAAAACGAUCUCGUAAACAUACUACAGCAAUCUCGGUAUGACUGGACCCGUUUUUCGGUAGUAGUCUUGACUUGUCUCAGCAAGCAUAGUACACUACUCGAUUUGAAUGAAGUUAAACGGCAAAGGGGAGCAAAUUUUCCGCCUGUUCUGAGUGCUUUUGUCUCUGGUUUUUAUGGGUAUAUGAAUUUGGUACUCUCAGAGACGCAUUUUAUUCUGCGAGCGCAUCCAGAAAGUAAGAAGUAUGAUUUACGAUUACAAAAUCCCUGGCCCGAAUUGGUAAACUAUGUCAAUACGUUUGACCUAAGUAGGGUGGAUCUAGCAACCUUUUCUGGUAUUCCGUAUAUUGUUUUGCUCAUAAAGUGUGUUACAAAGCUCAAAAAAGAUGGUAAUAAUGAGAAAAUAACAACGGAUUUGGUGAAGGACGCUUUGAGCCAAAUUUGCCUUCCUCUUGGAAAUAAUGUUCUCUAUGAACCUAACUAUAUAGAAGCUAGACGCUAUGCGUAUUUGGCAUGUCCUCAAAAUGAUUCUAGCAAUGAACUAGAAGACUUGCUCCGAAAUUUGAAGAUAUCAUAUUGCGGGCAUGAAUGGUUUGAUAUCUACAAUCACGAGAUUCUCACGCUACUAUUAGCUCUAAAAAGCAUAUCCGAAGAGAGUGAGGAGCUUGGUUUUCAACCGUUAACGGGUUCACUCCCAGAUAUGGAAUCAACUACGGAAAAUUACAUUAAGCUCAAAGAACUUUAUGAAGUGAAAGCCAAGCUUGAUAGGUUCAGAAUAGAACAAAGUUUGACCCGAAGUAAGAAAAAGGUUUCAAAAGACGUCCUAGGCACGUUUUGUUCACACUACGGGGAAAUCAGGAGAAUAAUGCCAUCGAAAAGUGACCUGCUAGGUAUUUUUAGUACCUCAAAUACUCUUUUGAAUGCAUUGGUGGUGGUGCAGUUCUGCGGGCAACUUACAGAAAUUAUAGAGUCCAAAGAUGAGUUCACUGGUCUGCAGGCUGAUGGUAACUAUUCGGUUAUGGCUUUUCUUGGAGGUGCAGUGGCACAAGAAGCGAUAAAACUUAUCACUCAUCACUAUGUUCCUAUUGAUAACUUAUUUCUAUACAACGGAGUCGAUAAUUCAUCUACGACAUACAAAAUAUAA
Molecule: messenger RNA, 1389 nt
Organism: Saccharomyces mikatae IFO 1815
Lineage: Eukaryota; Fungi; Ascomycota; Saccharomycetes; Saccharomycetales; Saccharomycetaceae
Gene: ULA1
Product: Ula1p
Exons: 1
Coding region: 1-1389 (462 amino acids)
Biological process (GO): protein neddylation
Cellular component (GO): cytoplasm
Molecular function (GO): NEDD8 activating enzyme activity
Source: RefSeq, a predicted model, not a curated record